UGUGUGCCCGUACAAUGUCACAUCCUGCUUACUUUCCCAACACAAGGAUGAGCGCUCUUGCAUAUCCAAAGGUCCUUCCCAUGCAUAUAUGCGUGGCAAGGCAGCCUGAACGGAUGACAUGACACCAACCAGCUGUGGUGCUGACAGCAAAUAAUACAUCAGGAGCAGAACAGACUCUUUUUUUUUUUCCGGAGACAUGAAGCAUCGAGUUGCUCCCUACGCUGCUGUAAUUGUAGUUCUUGUGGUCACAUGGGCCAUCUCGCACGACUAUAUACGCAUACAGCUGAGAGCAAGAAAACUUUGGGGGAUGAAAAGCGCGGAGCAAUUCAAACCAAAAGUCCAACCAAUCACGUCUUCAUCCGUGUGCAACCUCUCCGGAGGUUGCCCCUCUGAUCACUUUGCAAUACACAUGCGCAGCGGAGCAGCUAACGUUGUCGGGCCCAAGAUCUGCUUCGAUGGUAAAACCAUCAUGAGUCACGUAUUGAACAACGUGGGACCUGGGCUCAACAUUGUCGUCGUAAACAGUGAGAACGGCACCGUGGACAGAUGUGGCUAUCUGAAUAUGAAAGACGGAGUCCCAGAGGACAUCUUGGCGUACCUGAAAGAGAUUAAACCUGGAGAGAUUGUCAUUGUGGCCUCCUUUGACGACGUGACAACAAAGAUGACAAAAGAAAUGAGGGAGAUUUUUGUCGCAAUGGGCAGCGCUUUGAUCGAAUCCGUAAGUUACCGUGACAACUGGGUGUUUGCGGGAAGAGGCGGGACAGCAAGCAGAAGCUCCUUUGAGAAGCGAGCUGCUAAUGACGACACAAGCAACGUUUAUGACGGAUGGCCCGUUGCAGUGGAGGUGGGCGGCUGUUUCCCCAGAAGCUCUUAAAGGACAUUUUCUCAUCAACGGGAAGAUAGGAAUACAUUUGAUUCUGAAAGUAAGAGUCGAAUGUUCUCAUGUUUUGCCCUUUCCAUUUAGUGUCUGAAAGCAUAAUACAGUAUGACUUUUUUUUAAUUAUCUAAAACCUUUCCCAUGUUUCGUAAUCAUCUGAAUCACUAUCACAACAAAGCGCCUUUAGAGUCCCAAAUCAAAAUUGCUAAAUCAUCAUGCAAAUGGAGCAGAAUAAUGAAACUCUGAGGUCUUAUUAAAGUGGCCAAACAUUUGCACAUGUACCAGUACAAUGAAAAGCCCUUUAAAAUGUGUUCCCUUCAUUUUAGAACUUUCAUACCUGCUAUCCACAUUUUGCGUUAAAAAAAAUACUGUACCCUCAGUUUAGUCAUCUGUACCCUCAAAUCACAAAUCUUAACAGAUUACACAACACAGGGUGCAAAUUAACAAACUGAGGGAACAGAUUCUCAAUCAAUAUUAUUUUUCUCACAACUUGACACCAGGGGGCUCGGUAGAAAAUUGACAUGGCCAUUUCCCUGAUAGACAAAAGGUUCCCUAGUAUAAACUCAAAGCAGAGGUGACAUUCUCUUGCUUUGAGUUCGACCCAAACAUUUAGCGUCACAGCAACACUUGACAAAAAGUAAAUGGUGUCAGUUUGUCAAGUGCAAGAUUGUCAAUCCCCCCCACCCCGCCCCUCCACACCGUUAAAUGCCCCUCACCCCCAUUGCCCUUUUACACAUAUAGAUGAACUAUCAUCUUGAAACGAAAUGUAAAUUCCCAUUUGAACAAUAGGAGAACUUCAGUGAGUGACAAAUUCCCACUUGCCUGCAGCGUGAAAAAAAAAGUGUCAGAGUGCAAAUGAGCCAACAAGAAAGACGCACUAUCUUGUGUAAAUUAGCCUGCUACACGUUUAACCAGUAGAAUUUGAAUAUAAAGUGCCCCGCGAAUUGAUUUAUACACCUUUAAUUUGAAGUGUUAUAUGACGAACGCAAAUCGAAGGGAAUCAACUCCCCUUGACCACAAUAAAAUCCAGCGCGAAUCAAUUGCCUUCAAACGUCACCCAAGUCCACCUGUGCGUAGUCUGUGCUUGCUAUGAAUGUAAGUGCACAGCAAAUGACUGGCAGCUCAUCAGCCGCGCCUUUUGUCUCUGGUUGUUUUUCUAUUUCCAGCUGGAGGACCCUAUAUGUCAGCAUCCAGACAGAGGCAUAAAACCCAAAAUGUUUUCUGCCACAAUUAAAAGAAUAAAACAAUUAACUGCAAACAGACGUAUUUCUGGAUGGUUUCGAGGUGUCACAUGUAAUUCAAAUAAAACUAAUUCACUUUUAUGGUUAUACACAAUGUGGCAAAAUGUACACACAGUCUAUUUCCUUGAAUAAAUGUAUAAGCA
Messenger RNA from Hippocampus zosterae (dwarf seahorse), 2261 nucleotides. RefSeq lists its product as uncharacterized. The coding region runs from base 197 to 874 and encodes 225 amino acids. NCBI's taxonomy places the organism in Eukaryota, Metazoa, Chordata, Actinopteri, Syngnathiformes, Syngnathidae. The transcript is spliced from 9 exons. The record is from RefSeq and is a predicted model, not a curated record.